AUGUUUGGUAUAUUUAAUGGCCUUGCUCUUCACGGGAAAGAGGGUCUGGAAAGUGGAAUCUCAAGACCGGCACUCCUGUUGACAGUUGCCCGACUACCAGUUGUUGCCUUCUGGGUCUGGAUCAACCUGCUUCCUUUCGCCAUCGAUAAUCAACGGCAAGACGCGGCAAUUCUGGAGGACAAGCACAACAAGCCUUGGCGUUACCUGUACAACGAUCUGCGUCUGGCAGACCGGAGCUGGAUCAGCCGCAAUGUGAUCAACGCACUUGGGUUCUGCUGUUUCGCUUCUGGUGCAUUGGAAGUCACACUCGAUGCACCGAUCCAGGUUAUACCGCUGCCUACCGAAUAUCGACGUGUUAUCGAGUGGCUUGGCAUAAUUGCCGCCGUGGUCUUUUCCACGGUACAGACCCAGGAUAUGGCGGAUCAGGAAGGAGACCUCAAGCGCAACCAAAUCCAGCUCAAGAUGCCCAAGCCAGUUUUUGUUCUGCUCCACGGUGCCUGGCACACUCCCCGCUGCUGGGACCGGCUCAUUGCUCAGCUCGACGCUGCUGGCUAUGCCUCAGUUGCUCCGGCCCUGCCAUCUUCAGGAUCCAACCCACCUGUCCCAGACUGGUCCCAGGAUAUUGAGACCAUACGCAACACUGUUUCUAGCCUUAUUCAGGAGCAUGAUGUUGUUGUCGUUACCCACAGCUUUAGUGGUAUGACCGGCGGAACUGCACUGGAAGGUUUAGACAAAGAAGCGUCAUUAUCUAAGGGGUUGAAGGGUGGUGUUGUUAGAUUGGUGUAUAUUGCCGCUUUUCUUGUUCCUGAGGGAUUUCAACACUCACCAAAAGGCACUCGGGAUAACAUGGUGCCCCAGAUGAAGACCAAUCUUGAAACUGGGGUAAUCACUGUUGCUCCUGAGGAUGCGAAGGAUAUAUUCUAUCAGGAUCUCGAUGAUGCGACUGUUGCUGAGCUUGCAAAGGACUUGCAACCACAGAGCUUUGCUUCAUUUUGGAGCACAACUACCUAUGCUGCAUGGCGUAUAAUUCCCACAACUUAUAUCCUCUGUAUGGGCGACAAGCCCAGCACCGUAGCGGCCAUCGAGUACCUCAUUGAGACAGCGAAGGGGAGUGGGAAGCACAAGAUCGACAAUGUCAUCAGGCAUGAUGUUGGGCACUCUCCAUUUGUAAGCCAGCCUGAAUGGCUUGCUAAGGCGCUGAUCGAGGAGGCGAAUAGGGAGGCUUGA
Molecule: messenger RNA, 1227 nt
Organism: Diaporthe batatas
Lineage: Eukaryota; Fungi; Ascomycota; Sordariomycetes; Diaporthales; Diaporthaceae
Exons: 5
Coding region: 1-1227 (408 amino acids)
Source: RefSeq, a predicted model, not a curated record